AUUUUAUUUUUUUCAAAGAACCUUUUUAAUAUUUCUAAUAUCACAGGAUUCUUGGAUUUUACCCUUUUAAUUAAUUACAUCCUCCUUCUUGAACUUGUAGUUUAAUGCACGUGUCACGAAUCCUGAAAAUAGAAUUUUUAGCUAAUUGCAAGAGGCGGAAGAAGGAGCUAAUUAAGGCCGUUUGAUUCUUGCUUGAUUUCGGAUCCCUGACGUUGUAUUUAUUAAAAUUAAUAAAGUCAUUUAAAACUAGUGAAUUAAAGUGGGAAAAUGAUUGAUAAUAAAACUUGAUAGUGUUUGGAAUUGAUUGAAAAAGUGAAAAAUAGAGUGUUUGGUGCUUGAAAUUUUUAACUAGAAAAUUACAAUACUAAUAAUUUUCAUUAUUAAAUUUCCCUUUUCCUUUUCUAAUUGUUUUGGAGGUUUCUAAAUGUUAAUUUUUGCUCUAAAAAUAUCAAGAAUGAUAGUAGAAGCACAAGGGAAGGUCUUAGGGGAGAGUCUUCAGAAACUAUCCCGUUCAAUAUUCCAAACAUAUUUUUAGCCAAGUCUAGAAGUCCUCUCAUGACCAUAGGAUUAUUUUAAUUAGUAUAAAUAGACCAUAAUACUUAAGUUGCCGUGUGCUCUUUUUUUUUCCCAAUAUAAAUUAGCUGAUUAAUUUGGUUAUUAGUUUUACAUCAAUAAAUAAAUAUUCAGUCAAUUUUACAAAAAAUCCUAAUUGAAUACUAAUAAUUUCAGCUCAAAUAGGGUACAGCCAGGCUUUAAUCAAUUACGGUACAAGCGUGAUAUACUCGUCAUAAAAUUAGUAUACAUGUCAAUUAUAUUAUACUUGUUACGGGAUGGAUUGGAUUCAAUUAAAUUUAAUUUGAAUAAUUUUUUUCCCCUGAAUAUUGAAUUAUUUCUUGGAUUCGGAUAAUUCUAUGCACUAAGGUAGAGGGUUUGAUUUGUCAUUUGAUUCACUAAACAUGCGUGGAGACGUCCGUCCAUCUAUAGUCACUUUAGUUACGUCUAAAUGUCCUACAUGCAUUCCCAUGUCGCAAUCCAAGAAAAUAUUGCCAACACCAGCGGAGAAUAUGAUGAUCAUGUCUCAUGACAAGAGAAGUUUUAAUACAGAAUAUGAUAAAUGCAAUAAUUAACUUACAUUAGUCAAAUCAAAUAUUCACAAUGAUUUUCCCUGCAAGAUAUCACAUAAAUAUUAGUAUGUCUGCACUAAUAUGAAGCAAUUUCAAGUAAAGAUUUAAUUUGACGUGUUUAAUGCAACAGGAUUUGCGAUAGAAACGCAGUUUGUUUUCGGGGGCAAAGAUUGUCUUAAUGUCUGCAGUCAUGUCUGAGACUUCUGAAUCACAGAUUCAUUCAGUCAGGUUUGUUCAUACAGUGUCUGGAGCAGGGCGGCUCCUCCCUUCAGCUAGUCGUUGGAACUCGAUCGAGCUCGACUUCAAUCUCCUCCCUCAAGCCUCCAAUGGUUACGAUUCACUCCCCUCUCGGUUCUCCAAGUCCAUCGACUUUAAUCUAACGAUAUCGGACAAAGCAUGCUUCAAACGUUGCGUUUACGUGUCAAUUCUCGUAGUUGUUUUUGUUCUGGUGUUGGUUGUGCUGGUGCAUUUUCUGACACACAAGAAACAAAGUGAUGGAGAUUCCAAGGAUCUAAGACUUGCUUUGAGUCAAGCUCUCCUCUUCUUUGAUGCACAGAAGUCAGGACAUCUUCGGCAGAAUAGCACCAUAAACUUUCAUGGAAAUUCAGGUUUAAAUGAUGGGAAAGAUGGGAAUACUAAUGCAGAUCUUGUGGGAGGAUUUUAUGAUUCAGGGAAUAAUAUAAAGUUCAGCUUCUCUACAGCUUAUACAGUCACUCUUCUGAGCUGGACAGUGGUUGAAUAUCAGCAGAAAUAUGCUGACAUUGGAGAGCUCGAUCAUGUUAAGGACAUAAUCAAGUGGGGCAGUGAUUAUUUGCUCAAACUUUUUAUUCCUCCAAAUUCAGGCUCAGAUUCAGCCCUUCUGUAUUCUCAGGUAGGUGGAAGUGGAAAUGGAACGAAUCAAGAAAAUGACCUCAGCUGUUGGCAAAGACCGGAGGACAUGAGCUAUCCCAGGCCUGUUUCAGUUUGUGAUGAUACAGCAGCAGACUUAGCAGGAGAAAUCGUUGCAGGAAUGUCGGCUGCUUCAAUAGUUUUCUCAGGAAACAAAGAGUAUUCAAGAAAAUUAGUCCAAACAGCCGAAGAGCUGUUCAAUUUAGCAACUAGGCAGGAUCCCUAUCACGUACCGGGAAUCUACACUGAGAAUGAUGCUUGUGGAGGUCAAGCACGAGACUUCUACAAGUCAUCUAGUUAUAUCGAUGAAUUGGUCUGGGGAGGCACGUGGUUAUUUUUCGCAACAGGGAAUAGUACGUAUCUCAAGUAUGCAACCGAUAAUUUUGCUGCAGCAGAGGAGGAAGAACUGCAAUCUGAAAAAUGGAUCUUCUAUUGGAACAACAAGUUGACAGCCAAUGCUAUUUUGCUGACAAGAAUCAGAUACUUCAGUGAUCUCGGCUAUCCAUAUGAAGAUGCUUUGUCCACAAACAGAACUGACUUGCUCAUGUGUUCGUAUGUGUCUAAACACAAAUUGACUGUGACCAAUGGUGGACUGGUUCUCCUAAAACCAAAUGCUGGUGCACCACUCCAGUAUGCUGCAACGGCAUCGUUUCUCAGCAAAUUGUACAGUGACUAUCUUCAAAUGUUAAGCAGAACCAGUGGUAGUUGCAAUUCUGCUGUCUUCUCUGUUGAAACAUUGCAAGCUUUUGCUAUGUCACAGGUCUAUUACAUACUCGGGGACAAUCCUAUGAAGAUAAGCUACAUGGUAGGAAAUGGUGACCACUACCCGACUCAUGUUCACCACCGGGGCGCAUCGAUCCCAUGGGACGGGAAACAACACUCGUGUUAUGAAGGGAGUGCAUAUCUGAAUUCAAAAGGCGAAAAUCCAAAUAAACUUGUGGGGGCCAUGGUGGGAGGACCUGACAAUAACGACAUUUUCUUGGAUGAUAGAAACAAACCGUUGUUCACAGAGCCGAGUAUCUCAAGCAAUGCUGGUUUGGUGGCGGCCCUCAUCGCACUUCUUGAUCCUCCCAACAAUUCUGCUGAUUCUGAUGGUACCCAUUUAGGCAUAGACAAAAUGGGCAUCUUCAAGAAUGUCCAUUUAACAUCAAGUCCUUAGCUUUUCAGCCAGAGUCUUAGUUGU
Molecule: messenger RNA, 3195 nt
Organism: Sesamum indicum (sesame)
Lineage: Eukaryota; Viridiplantae; Streptophyta; Magnoliopsida; Lamiales; Pedaliaceae
Product: endoglucanase 10-like
Biological process (GO): carbohydrate metabolic process
Molecular function (GO): hydrolase activity, hydrolyzing O-glycosyl compounds
Source: RefSeq, a predicted model, not a curated record